Fusarium poae is the source of this 2007-nucleotide messenger RNA. RefSeq lists its product as uncharacterized. The coding region runs from base 1 to 2007 and encodes 668 amino acids. Gene Ontology annotation, molecular function: A2-type glycerophospholipase activity. Gene Ontology annotation, cellular component: cytosol. Lineage: Eukaryota; Fungi; Ascomycota; Sordariomycetes; Hypocreales; Nectriaceae. The record is from RefSeq and is a predicted model, not a curated record. The transcript has a single exon. Gene Ontology annotation, biological process: glycerophospholipid catabolic process.
AUGGUCAUCUUGACAUCAAUUCGCAAGUCUCCAGCUUAUCUUUACGCCAAAACGUACUGUCUCUGCGCGUUGGUCUCUCUCGUCCAAACAACGCCCAUCUCAUCACGAUUGCGAGCAGCCAAUAAGGCAACACCAACGCGGUUCAAGAAUGGAAAGGCGUUGGCAUCCCAAAGAACACUGGACGCUAUCAAACAGGUCCCUUCCAACGAGUCAAACAAGGCUUCAUUGUCGAAGAAGCCGACACGCAUCGUUGAUCGAUGGUAUGCCAGGGUUACCGAUCUGGCUUCAUUGAAGAACUCACUAAAACGGGAUGAAAUGGAUGCCGCGACGUAUCCUGAGCUACAGUGGGAUGCGAAAGUCCGUCACGGGUCAUCUUUGCACCCUAAAGAACGGGAGUUUAUUAAGUUGCGAAAAUUGAGGAUCUCAUCUCAAGGAAAAAACUCGCUACAUCUCUUUCUCGGUCUUCCACCGGACGAAAAAGUCGACCCAAGAGAUGUUCCGCUGGUCUCAUUAGGUGGCUCUGGUGGCGGCUACAGAGUCAUGUACGGCUUCGCAGGCUUCAUAGCCGCUGCCAAAAAGUCAGGCUUAUGGGAUUGCAUCACCUGGACUGCUGGUGUAAGUGGCAGCUGUUGGACAAUAGCAGCCUACUACACCAUUGCUCGUCGCGAUAUUUCCAAGCUGGUGGAUCAUUACAUGACUGUAGCAAAUGAACUCGCGCAUCCGAUGAGCAUAUACGCCCUUGACAAGGUUGCACGAAGUAAGAGAGGCACAUACUUUCUCAUCGGCCCUCUUGUGAGCAAAGCCCAGAAGAGCAUCAUUGGACUGAGUGUUAUGGAUCUUUAUUCUACUCUCACAGCAACAUAUCAGCUUUUAUCGCGGGAACCGAAAGGGAGAUUGAGUAGAGCCACAUUCCAAUGGUCUAAGAUUUGGCUACGGUCGGGAAUCAACGAGGCGGUUGAGCCAAUGCCUAUACUCGCGGCUGUCAGACGUGUCCCAAAAUACUCAUACGAAGUGAAGCCCGUUUCUGCCGAAUCCACGACUGUCCAGAACGAUACCACGGCAAGGGAUUCGAAUCUGAUACAUAGUCGUUUCGAGGCUAAGCCCAAGUCAAACUCCAGGAAGUUUUUCCAGUACUUUGAGAUUUCACCAUUGGAAAUAGGCAGCCCAGAUCUGAACCGAUACGUGCCCACUUGGUCAUGGGGACGUACCUUCGUUUCCGGUCAUUCAGUUGACCGUCGCCCAGAGCAAUUCUUCUCACUCUUACUGGGGCAAUGUACCAGCGCACCAGCGGGGCCGUUGACCGAGUGUAUAAAGGCUCUGCUCGUAUCAAUCCCAAAAGACACGAUAAUGGCACGAUUGGUAGCGCUGCUCAACAGAUUGUUACAGUCAAAGCGGUUGGAGGGUCUCUGGGGAAAUCCUAUUCGAGCAGGACACGAUCCGAACCCUUUCUAUGGACUUGAGAAACCUGUCAUGGCAAGAGAACAUACUUCCGAGCAUCCCUCGUACAGAUCACGAGUGACUGAUCCUGAAGUUACGGACAGAAGAAGUAAUAUGACGACGACUGACAGUUCCGCCGUACAUCUUCCACCAUGGGAAGCACAAGGGCGUACAAGGCUGAUGGACUGUGGAAUGGCCAAUAAUCUUCCCAACCAUGUCCUCGCUAGAUCUGAAAGAGAGGUUGAUAUUUUUAUCUCUUUUGACUCGUCAUCUGACGUGCAGACUGGAGCAGCUGUGCAGCGACUGCAUCACUUUGCUGCAGACUUUGACUUUGAACUACAAGAAGAAACUCAAGUCUUCCACAGUCCGAGAAAGAACAUUGACUUAGUUCCAGAUAAUGGUACAGAAGUCGAGUCACGAUAUCUCGAUCAAUAUGCUAGAGUAUUCCGGGGUACAAGGGAGAGUGGACAAACCGUUUACAUCGUUUACUGUCCACUUCUGCCGAAUGGCGUUAACCCAAGCUUCAACCCCUCGGUAAGCCUUGUGUUUUGUAUCUAUGAUCUGUCCUGA